GGGCGCGCGCGGGCAGGCAGGCGGGUGCGCGCGCGCGCGGGUCCCACUCCUGGCAUCGCUUUGCACUUGCAAUUGCAGCAGGAGCAGGAGCAGGAGAGGCGGCCUCUUCUUUUCCCUUCUCGGCGGAGGAGCCGAGGCGCAGGCUGCAGCAUGCCGGUGGAAGAAGGGGGCCUGCGGGUGUUUCAGAGCGUCCGGAUUAAAAUAGGAGAAGCUAAAAAUCUUCCUACAUAUCCUGGGCCAAACAAGAUGAGGGAUUGCUACUGUACUGUAAACCUGGACCAGGAAGAGGUUUUCAGGACCAAAAUAGUGGAGAAAUCAUUAUGCCCCUUUUAUGGAGAAGACUUUUACUGUGAAAUUCCACGGAGUUUUCGUCAUCUGGCAUUUUACAUUUUCGAUAGAGAUGUUUUCCGCAGGGAUUCAAUCAUUGGAAAAGUAGCAAUAUUAAAAGAAGAUUUACAGAAGUAUCAUAACAGAGACACGUGGUUUCAACUGCAACAUGUUGAUGCUGAUUCAGAAGUACAGGGGAAAGUCCAUUUAGAGCUGAGGCUCAGUGAAGUCAUAACAGACACUGGUGUAAUUUGCCAUAAGCUUGCCACAAGAGUUCUAGAAUGCCAAGGAUUACCUAUUGUAAAUGGACAGUGUGAUCCUUAUGCAACGGUUACCUUAGCAGGACCAUACAGAUCAGAAGCCAAAAAGACAAAAGUUAAGAAGAAGACAAACAAUCCACAGUUUGAUGAAGUGUUUUAUUUUGAGGUUACCAGACCUUGUAGCUAUAACAAGAAAUCCCAUUUUGAAAUUGAAGAUGCUGAUGAAGUUGACAAGAUGGAAAUCAGAGUUGAUCUUUGGAAUGCAAGCAACUUGAAGUUUGGAGAUGAAUUUCUAGGAGAACUAAGGCUACCUCUGAAAUGUCUCCGGCAAUCUAGCUCUUAUGAAGCAUGGUAUUUCCUGCAGCCCAGAGAUAAUGGAAACAAGUCAUUGAAACCUGAUGACCUGGGUUCCUUGCGGUUAAAUGUGGUUUAUACUGAAGACCAUGUUUUUCCUUCAGACUAUUACAGCCCACUUAGAGACCUCUUAUUAAAAUCUGCAGAUGUCGAGCCUGUUUCAGCAUCUGCUGCCCACAUACUGGGUGAAGUCUGCAGGGAGAAACAGGAGGCAGCCAUACCUCUGGUCCGACUCUUCUUACAUUAUGGCAAAAUUGUGCCUUUCAUUAGUGCAAUCGCAAAUGCUGAAGUGAAAAGAACUCAAGAUCCAAACACAAUUUUCAGAGGAAACUCAUUAACCUCCAAGUGCAUUGAUGAAACAAUGAAACUGGCAGGAAUGCAUUAUCUUCAAGUUACGCUAAAGCCAAUCAUUGAUGAGAUUUGCCAACUCCAUAAGCCUUGUGAAAUUGAUCCAGUAAAGUUGAAAGAUGCUGAAAAUUUGGAAAAUAACAGGGAAAAUCUUAGGCAAUAUGUAGACCAGAUAUUCACAGUUAUUACAAAAUCUGGAGUCAGUUGCCCUACAGUCAUGUGUGAUAUCUUUUUCUCAUUGCGGGAGUCAGCAGCCAUACGUUUCCAAGACGACCCUGAUGUUAGGUACACAGCAGUGAGCAGCUUCAUUUUUCUGAGAUUCUUCGCACCUGCAAUUCUUUCUCCAAAUCUCUUCCAUCUUACACCUCAUCACCCAGAUCCACAAACCUCGAGAACUUUGACACUGAUUUCCAAGACAAUACAAACAUUGGGCAGCUUGUCAAAGUCUAAGUCUGCCAGCUUCAAAGAAUCCUAUAUGGCUAUAUUUUAUGACUACUUUAAUGAACAAAAAUAUGCUGAUGCAGUAAAAAAUUUCCUAGAUUUGAUUUCAUCCUCUGGAAGAAGAGAUCACAAGAUUAUAGAACAGCCAAUCCUACUAAAGGAAGGGUUUAUGAUAAAGAGGGCACAAGGCAGAAAACGAUUUGGUAUGAAGAACUUCAAGAAGAGAUGGUUUCGACUUACUAACCAUGAAUUUACUUAUCAGAAGAGUAAAGGUGAUCAUCCCUUAUGCAGCAUUCCAAUUGAAAACAUCCUGGCAGUAGAAAAAUUAGAGGAGGAGUCCUUCAAAAUGAAAAAUAUGUUUCAAGUGAUUCAGCCUGAAAGAGUCCUGUACAUCCAGGCAAAUAACUGUGUGGAGGCCAAGGACUGGAUUGAUAUCCUCACCAAAGUUAGCCAGUGUAAUAAGAAACGUCUCACUGUCUACCACCCUUCGGCAUACCUUAAUGGGCACUGGCUGUGCUGUAAAGCUACAGCCGAUAAUACUCCUGGCUGUACUCCCUGCACUGGGGGCCUACCAGCAAAUAUACAGUUAGACAUAGAUGGAGAUAGAGAAACAGAACGCAUCUAUUCCCUAUACAAUUUGUAUAUGACUAAAUUGGAGAAAAUGCAAGAGGCUUGUGGAAGUAAAUCUGUUUAUGAUGGGCCAGAGCAAGAAGAGUAUUCAACCUUUGUCAUUGAUGACCCUCAGGCAACCUACAAAACACUAAAACAAAUUGUUGCUAGUGUUAAAAACUUAGAGCAAGAGCACGCCCAGUACAAGAGAGAUAAAUUCAAGAAGACAAAAUAUGGAAGCCAGGAACAUCCUAUUGGGGACAAGAGCUUCCAGAGUUAUAUACGGCAGCAGUCAGAAAUCUCAGCCCAUUCCAUUUGAAGUUUGAAGGAAAUCACAAGAUGGUGUUGCUGAAAGGUUGAACUGAAAAACACAGAGAAAAGCCACCUGUAGCAAGAUGUACAUAACAAGUGUCAAGCUUGCUGAGGCUUGCUAAUUGUUCUCUCUCUUUCUCUUUCUGUCUCUUUCUUUCUCUUGUCAAGAACUGUUACAAUAGUUGCUAUGCACUUUAUUCAUCUGAGAUUAACAGAUGAAGGAACUCUGCCUUCUAGGCAGUUUUUGUCAUACAUGUUGUGUUUUGUUCUGGGUUUUUUUUUAAAGUGUUGACCUGGUUUCUUGGAACUUAGUGAUCAGUUCAAUGAUCAAGGUUUGUGGACUUCUUUGGCAUCUUCCACAAUCUUUUAUGUGGUCAAAAGCAUUUUUCUAAACUUCUUGUUUUUGACUGGCUGACUCCUUUUGUGUUAUGCCACAUAGUAAUUUGAGAAGACUUUUCAGCAUCUGCUUUUUAGGAGAGAGAAGCCCUUAUUUUCCGGGUAGAGCCUCUCCACACUGCCACUUGCAUUCCAAAGCAGGUAGAAGAGGGCGGUAUUUCGGUCUUAGCAUCAGCAGCAUAAUGUUUGAACAAAACUUGGGUUUUUAAGAGAAAUUCUAAUGUUUAAUGGUACUUCUUAAUAUUUUUGAGAUAAAAAUUGUUUCAACCAAGGUAUUCAGUCCAUUUCUAUUUUUGCUAUAAAGUGGUGCCAUAAAUCUGAAUGAUACAGGUCAAAGUGAAGAGACGAUGUGCAACUUCUACAUAGACACAUGGAAAUAAGUUGGUUUGGAUAUUUCAGAUACAGUUUUUCUUCCUUUUGUAAGCAGGUUUUGCACCUCAAAUGCAACAUACUUCCUUCAUCUGUAAUAAUUCUAUGUUGGGGAGGGGGAGGCACUUAUACCGUGUGCAAGGGUUUUGUCAUAUGUGAUAAAGGCAUUUGUUCCUUAUGACUCUGUGCACAUACAGUAGAUAGAAAAAAAAAAGAUCUACCGAUAGAUUAAAAUGAACUUCCUAUGAAAUAGAAUCAUUUUGAACCUUACCAGGUUCAUCCUCAGGGAAAUAUGAAAAGCUGGAAACUGCUGUAUUCUCUUGUAAUACCUUUCCUAGAGAGACUGGCUGCUACAAACUUAAUGCAAGUAUAUUUGAGACAGAGAAAUUAAUGUGAGUGAGGAAAAUCCUUGCACUGUGCUUCCUACUGCACAUGGUUCCUGCAUCCUAGGCAGAAGUACUAUCCAUGUAGGAAAACAACAUUCCAGACAAAGUGGGCUAAAGUGGGAGAGAGUUGUAAUUUGUGAAUGGCUCAUUAUAAUCAGGAGACAGUGCUGCCUUAACUUUUCAGGGGGGAAAUAUUUGAAGAAGGGGACCUGUUAACAUGAAAUACACAAGGUGCCCUGGACAAAAAAAGUUGUGAAAACAUUCUGCCCUGAAUGGUGUUCAGAACAAAAAAAUUGUGUUCUCCUAGCUCUAGCUGAUUGGGUGGGAUAAAAGGUGUGGAAGAAAAGUGAUAUGUCAUUGUCGUGUUUUUUUUUAAUUGUGUUAACACAUGGCUGUACCUUGUUAAUACAGUUAUGAGUGUAAAUGAAGAGAAAUCAGUUGUGUACCUCAUACAUGCAAAUAAAUGUUGUUAAGGGUUAAGAAUGAAGAAAAGAUACGAGUGUAUGUGAUACACACUCACAAGUUCCCCAUCCCACAUACAAACACAGUGGCCUGAACUCAGACUAAUUUGGCCACACUUUGGCCCUGCUGAACUAAUGUCUUAAGUCCCAUAGAUUUCAGUUGACCCAAGCGUGACUAAUCUGUGUGUAUUUGCAUAGAUUUGGGCCCCCUCUACAUUCACCAUUUAGGCUAGUGUUGGCUUGGAUCAGCCUUCAGGCAGCCACAAAAUGGGCAUUGGCUAAUCUGGAAAACCAUUAAUGUGGUUGUACUCCAGGUUAAUAUAACUCAGGGGAAAGCCCAAAUCCUGCACCAGCAUUUGUGUUUCCACCCGAGUCAUUGCAGUCCAGACAUCCGUGGCCAGUUCCUACACAGAACAAGCCACUGGUGUCCCGACAACUAUCCUGCGCUCCCUGGACUCAGGUGGCUCAGGAAAGCAGGAUGGCUGUCCCUUCCCACCCGCUCCGCUUUAUAGCCAGGGGCCCAUAUUCUACCCACCUCAUACCAUGUUGCUGCUGGUUACAUCUUUGACAAGGUGGCCUACCUUAUGCUGGGGGCUUCUUUGACUAGUCUCUUGCGACUCGCAAAGAAGCAUAGGAGGAGGGAAAGAGGGGAUUUUACUUCUACCCUCCUUUGUGAAUCACAAGACAUAAGAGGUCAAAAAGGGCCCCAGCCAAAGAUAGGCCACUCUGUUGCUGAUGGGAAGGUGGAAGUUCAGCCCUUGCUCAGUGGCACUGAACUGGCUUUGGUGUGGCUGGACAAUAAGGAUGCCCUCCUGCUGCCGAAGUAGUUCAGCAUUUUGGACAUUUUAACGGGCUGUGUAGAACUUCUCAGUCACACACAUAUGCAUUACUGCCAGGAUUGUUGCACUGCCAGAACUUCUACUUUCAGCAGAACCAUGAGGAGCAGCCAUUUCCCCUGUCUCCUUCGCCCUUUAUAUAUCCUCAAAAGCUGCUUUGCAGUGAUAGGAAACUCUCCAAAACAUCUUUUCAGGUGGAGUGUGGAGGGUAGGGAAAGAAAGUCCCUUUGCACUAAAAGGAGUUUUGUUCACAGUAAGUUCGAUUUAGGCCAAUGUAUGUAUUUUGCUGUUUAGUUGUACGUCAUAGUCUCUCUUUAAAGGUUUUGGUCAGUGCAUGCUGGGUUUUGAUGAAAGCCCAAGUAAUUUGACAGAUUUUAGAGCAUAAACUGGGUUGUUUUUGGACCAUAAAGCAGCGGGCUCUCAGCUUGAUGUGAUGUUCUGUACCUUUGCAGAAUAGUGGAUCUAAACAAGACAUUAGUAUUCUCCAAGUGUCUGGAGCAUAAAAGAAAUAUUGAAAGUAAAUGUUUCCUUACCAGCCCCACAAUGUUCAGAUCUCAUAAAAAUCAAAUGUGCGGUUUCAUGCAAUCUCUAUUUUUUAAAAGCGGUUACACAUUUUGUUGUGGUUUUGUUUCUUUUGCAUUAUAGUACAUUGAAAAAACUAUAAGAUCAUCAUCUUCCAACACGGAAGCUGGGAAAUAACUCUAUUUCAUGUUCUGAACCGCCAUUGAAUGCCAGUUUUUUUAUGUAUUUGUUACUUAAUAAUCCUUGAAUUAAAUACUAAUGAAUUGCAAUGUGUGUUGUAUUUGCCAAUUAAAAGAAAUGUUUAUUUCUGAAAA
Molecule: messenger RNA, 5935 nt
Organism: Anolis carolinensis (green anole)
Lineage: Eukaryota; Metazoa; Chordata; Lepidosauria; Squamata; Anolidae
Gene: rasa3
Product: RAS p21 protein activator 3
Exons: 24
Coding region: 151-2658 (835 amino acids)
Biological process (GO): negative regulation of Ras protein signal transduction; regulation of GTPase activity; intracellular signal transduction
Molecular function (GO): GTPase activator activity
Source: RefSeq, a predicted model, not a curated record